Piliocolobus tephrosceles (Ugandan red Colobus) is the source of this 1356-nucleotide messenger RNA. It is a transcript of the gene ZIM3, whose product is annotated as zinc finger imprinted 3. Bases 1 to 1356 code for a protein of 451 amino acids. NCBI's taxonomy places the organism in Eukaryota, Metazoa, Chordata, Mammalia, Primates, Cercopithecidae. Gene Ontology annotation, molecular function: DNA-binding transcription factor activity, RNA polymerase II-specific; RNA polymerase II cis-regulatory region sequence-specific DNA binding. Gene Ontology annotation, biological process: regulation of transcription by RNA polymerase II. The transcript is spliced from 3 exons. The record is from RefSeq and is a predicted model, not a curated record.
AUGACGAUUCGGAAUACAGUGGGACGAGAGGAAACCACCAAACCCGACGUGAUCUUGAGGAUGGAGCAAGGAAAGGAGCCAUGGUUGGUGGAAGAGGAAGUGCUGAGAAAUGGCCGUCCAGAAAAAAACGGGGACGUUGGAGGACAGAUUUGGAAGCCCCAGGAUGUGAAAGAGAGUCUCGCAAGAGAAGUCCCACCAAUCAAUAAGGAAAUGCUGACUACGCAGAAAGCCGUAGAACGUACCGGAUCUAAGAAAAUACUUCAACUGGACAUAGAUAAUGUUUCUUCCAGACUCAGAUUCCUCGAAUGUGACCCGUUUGAAAGGCAUUUGAGCCACAAUUUACAUUUGAAAAGCUAUGUACAAAAUGAUUCUGACAACGAUAAUGGAUACAGAAAAUUAGUUGGUGAGAAUCCAUCCAAAUUUAUAGGAAACCAGCUUAAAUGUGAUGCCUGCAGAAAGUUAUUCGGUUCAGAGUCGCGCCUUCGGAGUCAUCUGAGGCGGCAUGCUGGUCAGAAAUCCUUUGAAUGUUGUCACUGUGGAAAAGCAUUCGGGGAGAAGUGGAAGCUUGAUAAACAUCAGAAAACGCAUGCAGAGGCCAGGCCCUAUGAAUGUGAGAAAUGUGGAAACGCCUACAAGCAGAAGUCAAAUCUCCUUCAACAUCAGAAAGUGCAUACUAAAGAGAAACCCUAUCAAUGUAAGAUAUGUGGAAAAGCCUUUUCUUGGAAAUCAUCCUGCAUUAAUCAUGAGAAAAUUCAUAAUGCCGAGAAAUCCUAUCAGUGUCAUGAAUGUGAGAAAUCCUUCAGGCAGAACUCAACCCUCCUUCAACAUAAAAAAGUUCACACUGGACAAAAACCUUUUCAGUGUCCGGACUGUGGAAGGGCUUUCAUUUACAAGUCAGAUCUUGUGAAACACCAGAGAACACACACGGGAGAGAAACCCUAUAAAUGUAGCGUAUGUGAGAAGGCCUUUUCCCAGAAAUCCAAUGUCACCGAUCAUGAGAAAAUUCACACUGGGAAGAGAGCUUACGAGUGUGAUCUAUGUGGAAAUACCUUCAUCCAGAAGAAAAACCUCAUUCAACAUAAAAAAAUCCAUACUGGGGAAAAGCCUUAUGAGUGCAAUAGAUGUGGAAAAGCCUUCCUUCAGAAGUCAAACCUUCACACCCAUCAGAAGACUCACAGCGGAGAGAGGACCUACAGCUGUAGUCAAUGUGGAAAAACCUUCAACCGGAAACUAAACCUUAGUUUGCAUAAAAAAACCCAUACUGGACAAAAACCUUAUGAAUGUUCCGAAUGUGGUAAAGCCUUCGCGGACAAAUCAUACCUUGUUAGGCACCAGAAAAGAAUUCACUCCAAAUAG